Penicillium subrubescens is the source of this 585-nucleotide messenger RNA. Its product is annotated as mediator of RNA polymerase II transcription subunit 9. Lineage: Eukaryota; Fungi; Ascomycota; Eurotiomycetes; Eurotiales; Aspergillaceae. The transcript has a single exon. The record is from RefSeq and is a predicted model, not a curated record. Gene Ontology annotation, biological process: regulation of transcription by RNA polymerase II. Gene Ontology annotation, cellular component: mediator complex. Gene Ontology annotation, molecular function: transcription coregulator activity. The coding region runs from base 1 to 585 and encodes 194 amino acids.
AUGGCUUCGAGAUCCCCGACAGCAGCCACGCCGCUGCCAAAAUCCUCGACUGUGCCCGAGAGUCCUUUGAAAGACGCGUCCGAGACCCCAGAAACAGUUCCCUUCCCUCCACCCCAGACCUUUGAGAUCGUCCCACCCCUACACGGCAUUCUUCUUCGCUUGCUAUCUCCUAAAAACGCUCAAACUGGGCCAACUGGUGUCUCUGGAGAGACCACAGGAGCUCUGGGGGCCUCGGCGGACGCACAGGUGCAACAACAGCAGGCACCGUCAAGCAUCCCCGGAGGUGACAACAAUAAUCUUGCAACAUCGCAAGCUAUCCCGGAGGUCCCUGUCCACGAUUCCAAUGGUGUCCCACCCCUCGACGUGAAAGAUCUCCCCACCGCAACCAGCUCAGUCAGGAUUCGCAUACAAAAAGCGCGAGCAGUGGUGGAAGCCCUUCCAGAUGUAGACCGGUCCGUGGAAGAGCAGAAGACCGAGAUUGCGGAGCUUGAGGACCGUGUUGCUCGCCUGCGUGCUGUGAUUUCAGACUUUAGAAAUCGAGCAAAGAAUUCUCAUAAGGGCCGUGUCGAGAUAACAGCCAGCUGA